GAGAAUCUACAACUUCCUUUCUUCCAUAUCUUACCAAAGGUGACUUUGAAUCCCUUUAUACAAAAUUUACUCACCCGAAAAUCUUGUCUGCUUUUGAUUAUUUAAAUAAUCAUGCUGUUCCAAUAAAUAGUUACUUUGGUUUUAAUAAACCAAAAAUUAGAUUUAUUCUUGCUUUAGUAAUAGAUAAUAAUUAUUUUAAAGCUUUAGAAAAAUCUAUAAACAAAAAAGAGGAAUAG
This is a messenger RNA of Dentiscutata erythropus, 236 nucleotides long. The record is from the annotation of a GenBank genome assembly. Lineage: Eukaryota; Fungi; Glomeromycota; Glomeromycetes; Diversisporales; Gigasporaceae.